UCACCAGAUGGCUAGGAAUCCGGGUCGGGUUGUCGCAGAACAGUUUGGAACAUGCGACAAAUGACAAAAGCAGUAGAUAGCAACAUUUCACUCGUGUGCCAGUCGGGUAGAGGUGGAACGAUCGACUUUCCAGGCUUCUCUUCUGUCGCGUUCCCAAUACUCCUCACUUAUCGAAAGUGGAGAUUGUUCGUCGGCAGCAGUCGUAAUUCUCACAGAGACCUCUUGUGUCUGUAUACCUGCUAGUAUAUAAUCACCCGUAAAUCCGUCGGAGGCCGCGGAAGUGAUUGCUCCCAAUUUUCAUAAGAUAGCCCUGCACUUGUGACAAAAGAUAUCAAUCACUGUCAAUCAAGAAAUCACCAUGCCGUCAGCCGUCGAGAGUGCCUCACCCUCGACAAUCCGCGGAGGACACGAGGAGUCCCGUCCACGGCUUUCAGAGCCCCUACAAUACUCCGGAUCGUUGGACUCAUAUACCCAGCAAGACUUGACUCCAGUCAUUGGUAGAGAGUACAAAGGACUUCAGGUGGCCGAUAUACUCAAGGCGGAAAACUCCGACCAGAUUAUCAAAGACCUGGCGGUGACAAUUUCGAAAAGAGGCGUUGUUUUCCUUCGUAACCAGGAUGUCACACCCCAGCAAAUGAGAGAAUUUGGCGAAAGGCUGACUGUUCUGGCUGGUUGCCCCGAAUCAUCUGGCCUCCAUGUUCACCCCUUGACGGAAGAAGGCAGCGAACUCGGUGAUCAAAUCAGUGUGAUAAGCAGCGAAAAGCAGAAGAAAGGAGGCGGUCUUACCCACCAGCUCAGCGAUACGAGUCGCUUCGCCUCUGUAGGAUGGCAUACCGAUAUCAGUUUCGAGCGUGUACCUUCAGACUACGCCAUGCUCAAGAUUCACACUCUACCCGAAACCGGAGGAGACACUCUCUGGGCUUCGGGAUACGAGAUAUACGACCGCCUGUCUCCUGAGAUGGCUGCCUUCCUAGAGGGUCUGACAGCCACACACGAUGCUAGCUUCUUCCAUGACGAAGCACGCAGGCUGGGAAACCCCCUACGCAAGGGAAUCCGAGGAUCGCCACUUAAUCAGGGUGAAGAUCUUAAAGCAGUUCAUCCUGUCGUUCGGACUAACCCUGUGACCGGUUGGAAGUCCGUGUAUGUGAACAAGGGAUUCACUAAACGGAUUAAUGGGGUAACCAAGGACGAGUCCGAUAUGCUGCUGCAAUAUCUCUUCAAUCUCGUCACACAAAACCACGACGCGCAGGUUCGCUUCAGGUGGAACAAGAAUGACAUGGCCAUCUGGGAUAACAGAUCCACCUGGCAUUGCGCCACUUAUGACUACGCUGAAGCCCGGGCUGGUGACCGGGUCUGCAGUCUGGGUGAAGCUCCUUACUUAGACAUCCAGUCCAAAUCCAGGAAGCAGGCUUUGGCAGAGGCUCAAGCUUAAGCCUAAGACUUGGUCUUGUAGGACUUGAGAUUCUUUUCAUGUGGCGGGUACCAUAAAAUAUAUAGUAAUGAAUCUUCCGUUCCUUGGUU
This is a messenger RNA of Aspergillus piperis CBS 112811, 1521 nucleotides long. Its product is annotated as TauD/TfdA dioxygenase family protein. The record is from RefSeq and is a predicted model, not a curated record. The transcript has 5 exons. Gene Ontology annotation, molecular function: 2-oxoglutarate-dependent dioxygenase activity. The coding region runs from base 359 to 1432 and encodes 357 amino acids. Gene Ontology annotation, cellular component: cytoplasm. NCBI's taxonomy places the organism in Eukaryota, Fungi, Ascomycota, Eurotiomycetes, Eurotiales, Aspergillaceae.